AUGAGCAAUCUUUACGACGUUAUCAUCGCGGGCGCAGGCCCAGUUGGACUCUUCUUAGCCUGUGAGCUAGCGAUGGCAGAUGUGUCUGUACUGAUGCUAGAACGCGAGCCCGAACCCAACUCUCCUUCGAAGAUUGGACCACCGGGUAUGCGAGCGUUAAACACAGCAUCUAUGGAGGCGUUCUACCGACGCGGACUACUAGACAAAGUCACACCUCCAAGCAAGCGACCGCCAAACUUCCAGAAGAAACCCGGGUUUCAGUUCGCUGGCCACUUUGCUGGCAUAUGGCUAAACGCCAAUAGACUCGACUUAACACGAUUCAAAUACCGCAUCCCGGGACCAGCACUUGAUCUCAGUCUUAAUCCUGCGUCGAUAGCAGGGAUCGAGGCUGUACUAGCACCGCGGGCUGAGAGCCUCGGGGUCACUAUACUAAGAGGGAAGAACGUCACGGGGGUCUCACAAGAUGAGGAUGCCGUCACAGUGAAAGCAGGAGAUCAGGAAUUCUACGCGAAAUGGCUCGUUGGAUGCGACGGGGGACGAAGCACGGUACGUAAGGCCGCAGGCUUCGAGUUCGUCGGGACAGAACCAACAUUUACCGGCUUCGCUGUUCAAGCCGACCUAGACCAGCCCGAGAAACUGAAGAUAGGCUUCAACCCGACCGAAGACGGCAUGUAUGUCAUGAUGAGAGCGGGUAACUUCCAUCUGCUAGACUUCGACGGCGGCUUCUUCGACCGCACGCAAAACGUCACGGAGGAACAUAUCCAGGACGUUGUCGGCCGCGUAACCGGCACAGACGUCAAGAUCGCAAAGCUCCACCACGCCUCCUCCUUCACCGACCGAUGCAAGCAAGCAGCUAGAUACCGCAACGGCCGCGUUCUCCUAGCCGGCGACGCCGCGCACAUUCACUCGCCGCUCGGCGGACAGGGCCUGAAUCUAGGUCUAGGAGAUGCCGUCAACCUAGGCUGGAAGCUAGCCGCGACAGUCCGGGCUUCCAGGUCCCGUUACGGACCGGUGGAUCUCAGUCUCCUCGAUACGUACGAGCAAGAGCGGCGUCCAUUUGCGGCGUGGGUGCUAGAAUGGACGCGCGCGCAGGUGACGGUUCUGAAACCUGGGCCGCACGGCGCUGCUCUUCGCCAGCUCGUGAGCGAUCUAAUCGACACGGAUGAUGGCCAUAACUUGUUCCUCGGCCGGGUCUGGGGCUUGUCUCAGCGGCAUGAUCUCGGCGAUCCGCAUCCUUUAGUUGGUGCUAGCGCUCCGGAUUUCGAGUUUAGCGAUGGGUCAAGGCUGGGGCCUAAGUUGGAGGGAGCGCGAGGUCUUAUUGUCGACUUUGGUGAUGAUGUAAGGCUCAAGAAGCUGGCUGGGGGGGACCAGUUGGGUCUUAGUGCCUUGUUGGUUCGACCCGAUGGUAUUGUUGCUUGGGUGACCGAGGAGAGUCUCGAUAUUGAGGGGGCUAAGGCUGCUUUGGCGCGUUGGUUCUGA
Messenger RNA from Daldinia childiae, 1479 nucleotides. Its product is annotated as Anhydrotetracycline monooxygenase. Lineage: Eukaryota; Fungi; Ascomycota; Sordariomycetes; Xylariales; Hypoxylaceae. The record is from RefSeq and is a predicted model, not a curated record. The transcript is spliced from 2 exons. Gene Ontology annotation, molecular function: FAD binding. The coding region runs from base 1 to 1479 and encodes 492 amino acids.